CGGUUUCCCCCCUGUGGAGGUACAUGACGUCACUGUAGUUGUGUCGAGGAGAAUAGAAAAGCACAGACGAAAAAUUUACCCUUUAAUAACACCGAUUCGAUAGAUUUUUAUGACCAAAGUAUACGUUUUUACGCUUUGAAUCAUGUCUACUCCGGCUAGAAGACGACUUAUGAGAGAUUUCAAAAGACUUCAAGAAGACCCCCCAACUGGCGUGAGUGGUGCUCCAUCAGAGAAUAACAUCAUGAUGUGGAAUGCUGUUAUUUUUGGGCCUGUGGGUACACCAUUUGAGGAUGGAACUUUUAAGCUUGUGAUAGAAUUUUCAGAAGAGUACCCUAACAAGCCACCCACGGUUCGAUUUAUCUCCAAAAUGUUUCACCCAAAUGUCUAUGCAGAUGGAAGUAUAUGUUUAGACAUCCUUCAGAAUCGUUGGAGCCCCACAUAUGAUGUGUCGUCCAUUUUGACGUCUAUCCAGUCCCUGUUGGAUGAGCCGAAUCCUAACAGUCCAGCCAACAGCCAGGCUGCACAGCUUUAUCAAGAAAACAAGCGGGAGUACGAGAAGAGAGUUUCUGCCAUCGUGGAGCAGAGCUGGGUAGACUCCUAACACAUCUCCCCCAUCCCCUCAUCACUCCUAUCAAAUGCUUCAAUCAGUCAUUUACCUCAUCAAGAAAAUAAGUCGACAUCAGAAGAACUUAAGUGCCACCAGAAAGAGAAAGUAGGGACUUUUACUUGCUUGCCAACACAUUUGAAGAAAAUCAAUCUGAUACUUCUGUUCUUGUUCCAAUUUUUUAUUGCAUGAUGUGAAAUAAGUUAUUGCUAACAGAAUUUGUAAUAUAUAUUUUUUUGUUGGAUUGAUGCUGUUAUUGUUUAGUUUCUACAGAAAUGUUUAUUUUUUAACGUCUCGGUUUAAACCAUUUGAGAGUAUUUUGUCAUAUCGGCUAAUUAGUAGAAAUCCAUAAAACAUGACGACUUGGUUAAAAUAAUGUAUUUUCUGGGAAAUGCUACAGUCUGUCGUGUAGCAUAAAUGUAAGAUCAAUUGACCAGCUAUAAGGCAGACAUUCUUUUGCACCCAUCCUGGCAGUAGUUUCAAAUUACCGCCCUGAAUGGAGUCAGUACUAUUGAUUAGUGAUCAAGGUAACUGGCAUCCUGCAUGUCGAUUUUUUUUUUUUUUUUUUUUUUUUUUUUUAUAUAUAUAUUUUUUUUAAUUACCUAAGUCACAAACACACAAAAAAAAUCUUAUGUCAUGUGUUAAUUGUAUCAACUUUAAGUACAGUGGCACUUGUAAUAAGAGGAUAAUUUGUCUCAUCUAGGAAAAUGGACAGAUAGUAGGUUGACUCCAACAAAAAUCCUACUGUUUGGAGCUGUAAUUGAACAACACAUCUGCUAAGCCUUUUUUCCACAUAUUGUUACGUUACAGCCUUAUUCUACAAUUUAAAAAAUAUAUAUAUUCCAUCAAUGCCCCAUAAUGACAAAGUAAAAACAGGUUUUUAGAUUUUAGCAAAUCUAUUUAAAAAAAAUACCUAUUUACAUAAGUAGUUCAGACCCUUUGCUAUGAGACUCGUAAUUGAGCUCAGGUGCAUCCUGUUUCAAUUGCUCAUCCUUGAGAUGUUUCUACUACCGUAAUUGCUGGACUAUUAAGCGCACCUGAAUAUAAGCCGUACCCACAGAAUUUUUUACAAAUAUGUAUUUUGUACAUAAAUAAACCGCACAUGUCUAUAAGCCGCAAGUGCCUACCGGUACAUUGAAACAAAUGAACUUUACACAGCCUUUAAAUGAAACACGGCUUGCAACAAAAAUAAAUAGGCUUUUAAACUAAACACGGCUUGUAACAAAAAUAAAUAGGCUUUAACGAAACACGGCUUGUAACAAAAAUAAAACAUAAAUAGCAGUAAACAGUAGCCUACCAAGAAAGUCAAACUUCAUUGCAGUGGCGAUUGUUUUGGCUUUCAGUCGGAUCUGCACAGUUCCAACGUCUUAUCAUCGACUCAUUAAGGCCAAGCUCCCGUGCAGCAGGUCUAUUUCCUUUUCCAACAGCCAGAUCGAUCGCCUUCAACUUGAAAGCUGCAUUAUAUGCAUUUCUCCAUGUCUUUGCCAUGAUGAGGGUGACAAAAUGACUACCGUAAUCAGAAUGAUGGCAAGUUUGAGCGCGCUCGAUUUACGUCACAUUAUGUGACGGUGCUCAGUUUUUUGGCGGCAUGAAUCUUGUGAAAAAAAAAAAAAUAACAUAAAUUAGCCGCGUCAUUGUAUAAACCGCGAGGUUCAUAGCGUGGGGAAAAAGUAGCGGUUUAUAGUCCGGAAAUUACGGUACUUGAUUGGAGUCCGGCUGUGGUAAAUUCAAUUGAUUGGACAUGAUUUGGAAAGGCACCUGUCUGUAUAAGGUCCCACAGUUGACAGUGCAUGUACGAGCAAAAACCAAGCCAUGAGGUCAAAGGAAUUAUCCAUAGAGCUCCGAGACAGGAUUGUGUCGAGGCACAGAUCUGGGCGAAGGGUACCAAAAAAUGUAUGCAGCAUUGAAGGUCCCCAAGAACAUAAUGGCCUUGUUUGGAACCACCAAUACUCUUCCUAGAGUAUAAACUGAGCAAUUGGGGGAGAAGAGCCUUGGUCAGGGAGGUGACCAAGAACCCGAUGGUAACUAUGACAGAGCUCCAGAGUUCCUCUGUUGAUGGAAGAACCUUCCAGAAGGACAACAAUCUCUGCAGCACUCCACCAAUCAGCCCUUUAUGGUAAAGUGGCCAGAUGGGAGCCACUCAGUAAAAGGCACAUGACAACUCGCUUGGAGUUUGCCAAAAGGCACCUAAAGGACUCUCAGACCAUGAAAAACAAGAUUCUUUGGGCUGAUGAAACCAAGAUUCUUUGACCUGAAUGCCAAGCGUCACAUCUGGAGGAAACCUGGCACCAUCACGCUGUGGGGAUGUUUUUCAGUGGCAGGGACUGUGAGACUAGUCAGGAUCGAGGCAAAGAUGAACGAAGCAAAGUAGAGAGAGAUCCUUAAUGAAAACCUGCUUCAGAGUGCUCAGGACCUCAGACUGGGGGCGAAGGUUCACCUUCCAAAAGGACAAUGACCCUAAGCACACAGCGAAGACAACGCAGGAGUGGCUUCGGGACAAGUCUCUGAAUGUCCUCGAGUGGCCCAGCUAGAGACGGGACUUGAUCCCGAUCGAACAUCUCUGGGGAGACCUGAAAAUAGCUGUGCAGCGAUGUUCCCAUCCACCCUGACAGAGCUCGAGGAUCUGUAUCACCAAAUACAACUGUGCCAAGUAGAGGUCGACCGAUUCUGAUUUUAACGCCGAUACCGAUUAUUGGAGGGCCCCAAAAAAAAGCUGAUACCGAUUUAAUCGGCCGAUUUACAAAUAAAACAUUUUUUUUUUUUUUUAAUAAUGACAAUUACAACAAUACUUAAUAUAAUACAUCAAUAAAGUCAAUAUAGCCUCAAAUAAAUAAUGAAUGUUUGGUACAAAUGUUUGGUAUAAAUAAUGCAAUAUGUGCCAUGUAAGAAAGCUAAGCUGUUUCGACAGCCAAGCUGUCUUCAUCAGGGUGUAAUCACAAACACUGCGGGCACACCUUAAGUUCCUUGCUCAGAACAUGAGAACAUAUGAAAGCUGGUGGUUCCUUUUAACAUGAGUCUUCAAUAUUCCCAAGUAAGACAUUUUAGGUUGUGGUUAUUAUAGGAAAUAUAGGACUAUUUCUCUCUAUACGAUUGUAUUUCAUAUACCUUUGACUAUUGGAUGUUCUUAUAGGCACUUUAGUAUUGCCAGUGUAACAGUAUAGCUUCCAUCCCUCUCCUCGCCGCUACCUGGGCUCGAACCGACAACAGCCACCCUCGAAGCAGCGUUACCCAUGCAGAGCAAGGGGAACAACUACUCCAAGUCUCAGAGCGAGUGACGUUUGAAACGCUAUUAGCGCGCACCCGCUAACUAGCUAGCUAUUUCACAUCGGUUACACCAGUCUAAUCUCGGGAGUUGAUAGGCUUGAAGUCAUAAACAGUGCAAUGCUUGAAGCACAACGAAGAGCUGCUGGCAAAACGCACGAAAGUGCUGUUUGAAUGAAUGCUUACGAGCCUGCUGGUGCCUACCAUCGCUCAGUCAGACUGCUCUAUCAAAUCAUAGACUUAAUUAUAACAUAAUAACACACAGAAAUAUGAGCCUUAGGUCAUUAAUAUGGUCGAAUCCGGAAACUAUCAUCUCGAAAACAAAACGUUUAUUCUUUCAGUGAAAUACGGAACCGUUCCGUAUUUUAUGUAACGGGUGGCAUCCGUAAGUCUAAAUACUCCUGUUACAUUGCACAACCUUCAAUGUUAUGUCAUAAUUACGUAAAAUUCUGGCAAAUUAGUUCGCAACGAGCCAGGCGGCCCAAACUGUUGCAUAUACCCUGACUCUGCGUGCAAUGAACGCAAGAGAAGUGACACAAUUUCACCUGGUUCAUAUUGCCUGCUAACCUGGAUUUCUUUUAGUUAUUUAUGCAGGUUUAAAAAUAUAUACUUCUGUGUAUUGAUUUUAAGAAAGGCAUUGAUGUUUAUGGUUAGGUACACGUUGGAGCAACCUAGAAGAAAAAGAAACGCACACCUAUUUAGGCGAGGUGCUGGCUAGCGGAGUAAACUUGAAAAUAAAGGAGAGCCGCACACUUUAGGAGCUCAGAUGCAAAAAAAAUGUAUUACCAACGUUUCGACAGCCAAGCUGUCUUCAUCAGGGUGUAAUCACAAACACUGCGGGAUGACUCGUUUAUAUAGUGUCAAAAGACAGAGGAACGACAGUCCUUUUUCGCGAAUGUGCACCGCAUCGAUUAUAUGCAGCGCAGGACACGCUAGAUAAACUAGUAAUAUCAACCAUGUGCAGUUGUAACUAGUGAUUAUGAUCGAUUUUUAUAAGAUAAGUUUAAUGCUAGCUAGCAACUUACCUUGGCUUCUUACUGCAUUUGCGUAACAGGCAGGCUCCUCGUAAGGCAGGUGGUUAAAGCGUUGGACGAGUUAACCGUAAGGUAUCCCUGAGCUGACGAGGUAAAAAUCUGCCGUUCUGCCCCUGAACAAGGCAGUUAACCCACCGUUUCUAGGCCGUAAUUGAAAAUAAGAAUGUGUUCUUAACUGACUUUCCUAGUUAAAUAAAGGUGUAAAAAAAAAAAAAACGGCAAAAUCGGCUUCCAAAAAUAGAUUUCUGAUUUAUGAAAACUUGAAAUCUGCCGACCUCUAGUGCCAAGCUUGUUGUUUCAUACCCAAGAAGACUCGAGUUUGUAAUCGCCGGGUGCUUCAACAAAGUACUGAGUAAAGUGUCUGAAUACUUGUAAAUGUUUAUUUAUUUUUACAUAUAAAUUUGCUAAAAAGUCAAAUCUGUUUCUGUUUCCCCCCCUCAAUCUACACACAACACCCUAAUAAUGACAAAGCAAUGUGGAAAAGGUCAAGGGGUCUGAUUACUUUCCGAAUGCACUGUAAUAACGAGUACACGCCAUAUCCAACAUUAUUAUGGAAGUCAUUUUUCAUAUUUACUAGGGUAAAUAACAUCUGCUGAAAAUGUGUAUGUGAUAAAUACCACUUGAUUUGCUAUAUAUAUUUUUUACAGGAUGGGUCAUAUUGUGGCAAGUGGUUUAUUUGAACCUUAUAUGGAGAAGGGAUAUGUUAUACAUUUUUGUGAAUUCACUCAAAAUGUAUACUUAUAUGCUGUGUAAACAAAAUAAAACAUUUUUCAGACUUUGUGA
Molecule: messenger RNA, 5682 nt
Organism: Salvelinus fontinalis (brook trout)
Lineage: Eukaryota; Metazoa; Chordata; Actinopteri; Salmoniformes; Salmonidae
Product: ubiquitin-conjugating enzyme E2 B
Exons: 6
Coding region: 143-601 (152 amino acids)
Biological process (GO): protein polyubiquitination; proteasome-mediated ubiquitin-dependent protein catabolic process; DNA repair
Cellular component (GO): HULC complex
Molecular function (GO): ubiquitin conjugating enzyme activity
Source: RefSeq, a predicted model, not a curated record